This is a messenger RNA of Leptosia nina, 576 nucleotides long. NCBI's taxonomy places the organism in Eukaryota, Metazoa, Arthropoda, Insecta, Lepidoptera, Pieridae. The record is from the annotation of a GenBank genome assembly.
AUGUUUCUCUCAAAAGUAUUUAGAUGUGCUACUAAGGUUAAUAAUAUGAAUAAAAUGUUUAAUCUAGCACCAUGUGUUAUGCAGCAUCAAACCAUAAGACAGAAGAGUGAUUUGUAUGAACCGGAUUAUUUAAUUAGUAUGGAACCAGAUGAGCCUGUAUAUGACUGUUUAAAUUUACAAAUAAAAGGAUAUGAUUACACUUUGCUGGAGAUGUGUCAAAAGAAAAUUCACAGAUAUGCUGAGGUGAUGGGCAUUCAAGUAGAAGAGUGUUGGGCUACACCAGCAAAACAAUUAAAAAUUAAUCGGUUUAAGCCAAAUGGAACUGCUGUUGAUGCAGAGUACCACUUAAAUAUUUAUGAAAGGAAUGUUCAGGUUGUAGAUGUCCCCGCGUGGGCUUUGGGUACUCUUCUUCGUGUUUCCCGUGCUCUCCUACCUGAAGGUUGUACAUUAAAUGUCCAUGAACACACUAUAGAGCAUGAAGAUAUUCGCUAUGUACCUGACAAUGAAUUACUUGACUUAAAACAACAGUUGGAAGAUAUGGGAGGCGCGCGCCCUGAGAAGAAAAGGAGAAGAUAG